CCCGAGGGGCGGGACAGGAAGUGAGGUCACUCCUCCGCAAGGUGAAAGGUUAGCGGAAGUACCCUGUCUUCCUUUUUGCUGUAGGGCUGCUGGGUGCUGUCGAAAUGGGCAAGUUCAUGAAACCCGGGAAAGUGGUGCUGGUCCUGGCCGGACGCUACUCCGGACGUAAAGCCGUCAUCGUGAAGAACAUUGAUGAUGGCACUUCAGAUCGUCCCUACAGCCAUGCUUUGGUGGCAGGAAUUGAUCGCUAUCCCCGAAAAGUGACAGCUAACAUGGGCAAGAAGAAGAUUGCCAAGAGGUCAAAGAUCAAGUCCUUUGUGAAGGUUUAUAACUACAAUCACCUUAUGCCCACAAGGUACUCUGUGGAUAUCCCCUUGGACAAAACUGUGGUUAACAAGGAUGUCUUCAGAGACCCAGCUCUUAAACGCAAGGCCCGACGGGAGGCCAAGGUCAAGUUUGAGGAGAGAUAUAAGACCGGCAAGAACAAGUGGUUCUUCCAGAAGCUUCGGUUUUAGAUGCUUUUUGUUUCCAUCAUUAAAAAUAGGGGGAAAAUUUUU
Messenger RNA from Dipodomys ordii (Ord's kangaroo rat), 557 nucleotides. It is a transcript of the gene Rpl27, whose product is annotated as ribosomal protein L27. The transcript is spliced from 5 exons. Gene Ontology annotation, molecular function: structural constituent of ribosome. Gene Ontology annotation, cellular component: cytosolic large ribosomal subunit; ribosome. The record is from RefSeq and is a predicted model, not a curated record. Bases 105 to 515 code for a protein of 136 amino acids. NCBI's taxonomy places the organism in Eukaryota, Metazoa, Chordata, Mammalia, Rodentia, Heteromyidae. Gene Ontology annotation, biological process: translation.